This is a messenger RNA of Trichoderma reesei QM6a, 2631 nucleotides long. Its product is annotated as DNA mismatch repair protein. The coding region runs from base 1 to 2631 and encodes 876 amino acids. NCBI's taxonomy places the organism in Eukaryota, Fungi, Ascomycota, Sordariomycetes, Hypocreales, Hypocreaceae. Gene Ontology annotation, molecular function: ATP binding; ATP-dependent DNA damage sensor activity; mismatched DNA binding. The record is from RefSeq and is a predicted model, not a curated record. Gene Ontology annotation, biological process: reciprocal meiotic recombination; mismatch repair. Gene Ontology annotation, cellular component: nucleus. The transcript has 5 exons.
AUGCAGCCUUCAUAUCGAUCCGCAUCCCGGGCCACGGACACAGUUUCAUCCUACUUCUCAAGCUCGGUGCCGCCUGAAUCGCCCCCCUAUCGACGAGACCUUACUCAAGGCAGACAAGGCAGUGAAGGUGCCAUCGAGAGCGAGUACGGCGGUCAGUCCCGGUACUCUCCGUCCAUUGCCAGCUCCAGGCCCAGCACCGCCCUCAUCACAGGUUCGACGACCACUUCACGCCCGACAACUCCCUCGCGCCGCUCUCGAAGUGGUGCCACGCCUUCUAUCCUUGGGCAGAGUGAAUCCCACGAUGUCGUGUGCGCAGUUAGUGAAGCCCGUAGCGUUGCUCCUACAGUGGGCAUUGCUACAGUCAACCUGUCUCUCGGUGAAGUUACCCUCAGCCAGAUUUGUGACAACCAAUCCUAUGUGAAGACGAUCCACAAACUGCAACUGGCCUCUCCUUCUCGCAUAGUCUUCAUGCCGUCAGCCUGCUCCCCCAACGAGCCAAGCACAUUGUUCGCUCUGGUUCAACGACUGAUACCUGAAGCGGAAAUAUCGUCCCAUGACCGCUCGGCCUGGUCUGAGACCGCGGGCAUCGAGUUCAUAGAACACCUUGCCCCGGAGGGUGAUGUUGGGCCGAUCAAGGUGGCUAUCCAAGGAAAAUACUAUGCUGUCUGCUGUUUCUCUGCCGCUAUGAAGUACAUCGACCAUCAAUUUAGCAUUAGCUUCUCUCCCCAAUCGCUGCGCAUUCGAUACCAGCCUUCCGAAGACACAAUGAUGAUUGACAUAUCUGCUAUGCAAUCAUUGGAGGUGAUGCGAAACCUCAAGUCUGCCAAGUCAAAAGAAUGUUUGUUUGGACUGUUGAAUCACACGCUGACCCCAAUGGGCUCCCGUGUACUUCGCAACAAUAUGCUGCAGCCGCCAACCGAUUUUGAUGGCUUCAUCAAGACACGGUACGAUGCACUCGAAGAGAUGGUCACUAAUGAAGAGAUGUUCCAUGAAAUCCGCAAAGGUAGGAAAUACACUUGGGAUGUCAUCAAACUAGCUACGCAGCUGGUAACUAUUCGGAAAACUACUGGGGUAUUCGCAGUCGAAGAGCAAAUUACCCACAUACUCAUGAUCAAAUCAUUCCUGGAAUCGGUGCCGGAGCUUUACAGAGCUCUUCACCCGGCGAAGAGUGACCUGCUCAUCAAAAUACGGAAUCUCUGCCGUCCCGAGACGACCGUUCCCAUCUUGCUUGGCAUCAGAAAAGUGAUUGAAGCCGAUGUCACGUACAUGAAGUCGCCGCUUGACCAACGCAAUCAGAGGGCAUUUGCAGUCAAAUCUGGCAUCAGUGGCAUGUUGGAUGUCGCUCGUCAAACAUACAGAGAACUCACCGAAGUUAUACAUGCACACUCAGCUGAAGUCAGCGAAGACUACCGUGUGGCGGCAAGCCUGAAAUUUGACAACCGGCGCAUGUACUGGUUCCGUAUUCCUACCGCUGAUCUUGACAUUGAAUCUAUACCGCCAGAAUUUAUCAAUGUGAUCCCGAAGAAGAAGCACAUCGAAUGCCAGACCCUCGAUCUGGUCAAGCUAAAUCAGCGACUGUUGGACACCUCGAACGAGAUCAUCAUGCGGAGCGACGCUGCCAUUCGUGACCUUGUCAAAGAACUCCGACGCCAAGUGCCGCCUCUCUUCCGAGUGUGUGAGUCGAUUGCGCUCGUGGACAUGAUUUCGUCCUUUGGCCAAGUUACCACCACACGGGAUUAUGUGAGGCCUGGAAUAGAAGAUACCUUGGCUCUAAAGGCAGCAAGACAUCCUAUUCUAGACAAGAGAAUGGCGAGCGAAUACGUGCCCAAUGAUUACUAUGCCAGUCAACAUCAUCGUUUUCAUUGUGUCACGGGGUGCAACAUGAGCGGCAAGAGCACAUACAUACGAUCGGUAGCUCUACUUCAAAUCAUGGCUCAGAUCGGAUGCUUCGUCCCAGCAGAAUUCGCAACUUUCCCCAUCAUACACAACAUCUUUGCUCGUAUCUCUGCCCAAGACAACAUAGAGGCGAAUCUCUCAAGCUUUGGAGUGGAAAUGAGAGAGAUGGCCUUCAUCCUAAAGAACAUAGACAACAAGAGCCUCGCCAUCAUUGACGAAUUGGGCCGUGGAACCAGUGUCAGAGACGGAAUGGCAAUUGCCAUGGCAAUUUCCGAGGCGCUGAUAGACACUGGAGCGUCUAUAUGGUUUGCAACCCACUUCGUCGAGCUAGCUCGAAUACUGGCGGAUUACCCCGGAGUCCUCAACCUCCAUCUUGCAUCCGAUACCUCGGUUGGUGAAGGGGGAAUUCCUCAGCUGACAAUGCUCUAUAAUGCCACCGCAGGUAUUGUUAACGAUGAGCACCACUAUGGUAUUGCUCUGGCUCGCGCCAUUGGAAUGCCAGACAGCUUCAUUAAAUUCGCAGAGCAUGUUGCAGACGAUUUGCGGAAGCGGCGAGAAUCGAGCCGGCAGAGCUCUGAGUAUUAUAAGGAGAAGCAGCGAGACAAACUUGUGCAGAAUCUUUACGAAGCCCUAGAAGAAGCCAAGAAAUCUUUGAAUGGGGAGGCUCUCCCUGGCUACCUCAAGCGGCUCGAGGAGGAAUUCAAUUUACGUUUACAGGAGAUUGACGAGAUGUGA